AUGGCCGCUCAGGUCGCCAGCGUCGCCGCUCUCAACACUAGCCCGCCAUCCGAACUCAAAAAGCCGGACCGGGACCCACAGGACGAGUCGGUACCGGCCGAGAAGCAGCAUGAAAACAAGGACACGGGACCUGACGCGGGAUCUCCGGGAGAGAAGGAGCUGCAGGACGGCAGCGAUGCUGGGGGGGGAGGAGGAGCGGACCCUGACAUGAAGAACGGGAAUUUAGCCCGGCUGAAUAAUAACAGCAGCAACCAGAAUGAUUCAGGCGGGCCCGAAGGAAACAACCUGCCCGGGAUGGGCCACCACCACCCCGGAGCCUUCCCUCCACCUCCUUACGGCUACAACCAGCACUACAGCCGGGGCCCUUUUCCUCAACAUGGCGGACAACAAAGCCCUGGCAUGGCAGCUGCAUCGGGGCCGGGCAUGAUGGAGCCUUACCCCGCUAACUCACACGAACACGGCUACCACAACAACUACAACAGCUACAACCAGUUCCAGAACAGGACUUCCUACCAGGGCCAGGGAUACGGGCCCAUGAGCUCCCCGCGGAGCAGCCAGCCUCCGGCGGCUGGGGGGCAGCCAGGCAAGCAGCAGCAGCCGGCAGGAGGAACCGCUGCUAUGGCUGCCUCCUACAACAACCAGAGGUACAGCAUGGGGACCCAGCAGCCCACAUCCACGCCGACUUUAAACCAGCUCCUCACGUCCCCGAGCUCCGCCAGGAGCUACUCCAGCUACCCCCAGGGAGACUACAACAACCAAGAAGGGCCCAAUAAGGGGGCAGGAGAUCAGUAUGCUGGGGUCCAUCCGGGCUGGCAACAAAGGGCCCAUCACCCGCCCCCCAUGAGCCCAGGAAACACCGGACAGCCCCCCAGCAGGAACCAGCCUCCCAGCCCGAUGGAGCAGGUAGGGAAGAUGCGGGGCCAGCCAUACGGAGGACCCAGCCCCUACUCCCAGCAUCAGCAAGGGCCUCCCACUGGACCGGGCCCCCAACAAGGAGGCUCCUACCCAGGGCAGAGCUAUGGGCCCCCGGGCCCUCAGAGGUACCCGAUGGGGAUGCAGAGCCGCACACCGGGGGCCAUGGGUGGGCUGCAGUACGGACAGCAGAUGUCUGCCUACGGACAGCAGGGUCCAGGAGCCUACGGCCAACAGAACCAGGGCUACUACAGUCAGCAUGGCCCGCCCCCUCACCCCGGCCAGCAGCAGUCCUCAUAUUCUGGCCCCACCCAGGGCGGCUCUGCUGCUCCCUACACUCAGCAGGGCCACCCCUCUCAACCUCCUGGCCAGCAUGGGCAGCCAGGGCCCCCAUACCAACAAUCUCAAGGGCCCCAUGGACCCGCUGCAGGACAGCCCCCCUAUAGCCAGCCCCCACAGUCCCAUUCAGGACAGCCACCUUACGUCUCUCCUCCUCAACAGCAGCAGCAGCAGCAACAACAGGGUCCUGGUCCCCAGAGUCAACAGGGCCCUCAGGGACAACCCGGGUACCAACAAUCGGGCGGACCGGGUCAGACACCUCAGCAGCAGAGCCAACAGCAGCAGCAAGGGCCACCGCAACAGCCGGGAGGUCCGUCCGCUGCGGCCCAGCAGCCCCCGGGUCACGGCCAGCAGAACCAGCAGUCGCCGUACUCCCAGACUCCACCCCUGCAGCAACCCCAGCAGCAGCAGCAAUCACAGCCUCAGCAGCAAUCUCCAUUUCAGAGGUUCCCACCCCCUCCACAGGAGCUCUCCCAGGACUCCUUCAGCUCCCAGUCCAGCGCUCCUCCCUCCAACCAGCCCAACAAGAGUGGCCAGGAAGACAGCAUGCAGGGCCGACCGUCCAGCCUGCCGGAUCUGUCCGGCUCCAUCGACGACCUGCCCACCGGUACCGAGGCCGUCCUGAGUCCGGGCGUCAGCACCUCCGGUGUGUCCAGCAGUCAGGGCGAGCAGAGCAACCCCGCCCAGUCGCCUUUCUCCCCACACACCCCUCCCCACCUGCCCGGCAUACGCGGACCCUCGCCCUCUCCGGUGGGCUCCCCGGCCAGCGUGACCCCGUCUCGCAGCGGGCCGCUGUCCCCGGCCGCCGUGCCAGGUAACCAGAUGCCUCCCCGGCCGCCCAGCGUCCAAUCAGACAACAUGAUGCAUUCUUCCAUGAACCAGUCACCCAUGGGUCCAGAUAGAGCGUACAUCCGUAACCCUCAGAUGCCUCCGUAUGGGUCCCCUGGACAGCCUGGCUCUGCCUUAUCCCCACGCCAGUCCUCAGGAGGCCAGAUGCAUAGCGGAAUGGGACCAUAUCCACAGAACAAUACCAUGGGGAACUAUGGCCCUCAGGGGGGCCAGUAUGGCCCACAAGGCUACCCCAGGCAGCCCGGCUACACAGGGAUGCCCAACGCUAACUACCCCAGUGGACCCGGAAUGGGCGGCUCCAUGAACGCCAUGCCGGGUCAGGGCGGCGGGGCUCCGUACGGAAACAUGCCGCCCGGACGGAUAGGCCCAGGGCAGAUGGGGGCCCGGCCCUUUGGUCCUGCCGGCAUGGGCCCCAACAUGGGGAACAUGCCGCCUCAAGUGGGGUCCGGCAUGUGCCCCCCUCCCGGCAUGAACAGGAAGGACGGCGGCCCCUCCAUGCACCACGGCGCAGGCAACUCCAUACACAACAGACCCCCAGGAUAUCCCAACAUGUCCCAGGGCAUGAUGGGAUCAGGCCCCCCCUACGGCCCGGGGAUGAACAGCAUGCAUGGUGUGAUGAACCAGGGAGGGCCGGGGCCCUAUCCAGUGGGAGGAAACAUGGCCAACAACACCCCCGGGAUGGCGCCAGGCUCUGAGUUUGGCAUGGACAAAAUGACCCCCACCCAGAAGAUCAACAACAAAGUGGAUGGGACUCCAAAACCUGAAUCCAAAAAGAAGUCCAGCUCUUCCACCAUCACCAACGAGAAGAUCACCCGGCUGUACGAGCUGGGCCCCGAGCCGGAGAGGAAGAUGUGGGUGGAUCGAUACCUGGCCUUCGCUGAGGAGAAGGCCAUGGGGAUGAGCAACCUGCCCGCCGUGGGCCGCAAGCCCCUCGACCUCUUCCGCCUCUACGUGUCUGUCAAAGAGAUUGGUGGCCUCACCCAGGUGAACAAGAAUAAGAAAUGGAGGGAGCUGGCCACCAGCCUGAACGUGGGAACGUCCAGCAGCGCCGCCAGCUCGCUCAAGAAGCAGUACAUCCAGUGUUUAUACGCCUUUGAGUGUAAGAUUGAGCGCGGCGAGGACCCGCCCCCUGACUUCUUCAACACAGACACCAAGAAGAACCAGCCCAAGAUCCAGCCUCCGAGCCCAGCUGGUUCAGGGUCCCUCCAAGGGCCACAAACUCCCCAGUCAACCACCAGCUCCAUGGCAGAAGGAGGAGACCUGAAGCCCCCCACGCCUGCCUCCACCCCGCACUCACAGAUGCCUCCGAUGCCCGGCGUCAGGAGUAGUGUGAAUCUUCAGGAUCCUUUUGCCGACGGCGGAGACCCUGCAUUCUCCAGAAGGAACACCAUGACUCCUAACUCUCAGGGCUACCAGCCGGGCAUGGGCGGUCCGGAGAUGAUGAGCCGCAUGGCUCCGUACGAGUCAAACAAAGACCCAUUUGGAGGCAUGAGGAAAGCGGGAGAACAGUUCAUGCCACCGAACCCUAACAGCGGCAUGGGGGAGCAGUAUAACAGAGGACCACCAGGACCCAUGGGGGCCAUGCCAAUGGGUCAGAGACAGCAGUACCCAUACGGAUACGACCGAAGGCAGGAACAAGGCAUGGGCCCUGAGGGAAACAUGGGGCCCGGAGCACCUCAGCCCAGUAUGAUGCCUUCUGGUGCCGACGCAGGGAUGUAUUCACCCAGCCGCCCCCCGCCACAGCAACGGCACGAGUCGUACACAAAUCAAUACCCUGGCCAAGGGGCUCCCCCUGGUGGCCCAUACCCGAAUCAGCAGCCAGGAAUGUACCCACAGCAGCAACCUAACUACAAGCGGCCUGUAGAUGGCGUGUACGGUCCUCCAGCCAAGCGCCAUGAGGGGGAAAUGUACAAUGUUCCUUACAGCGGUCAGCAGCAGCCUGGGCCCCAGGCCGCCGGACACCAGGGCCAGCAGGACAUGUAUAACCAGUAUAACACGUAUCCAGGAGGGGAGCGCAGACCACCGGCCCCGCAGGGCCAGUUCCCCUUCCCCUUUGGAAGAGAUCGAGGACCUUCAUCUGCAGGUCCAAACUCCCAGUCCCACAUGCCGCCUCAGAUGAUGACCAGCUCCAUGCCUUCUGGUCCAGAUGGGCCCCAGGGCCCCGUGUGGCAGGGUCGCAACGAGAUGGGCUUCCCUAACUACCCCAACCGACAGGGGCCUCCUGUACCGGGCCAGGGCCCCGGGUACCACGGGAUGAACCGCUCAGCAGAGGAGAUGAUGCCUUCAGACCGGGGCAUCAACCAUGAGGGCCAGUGGCCCGGCCACGUUAACCAGAGGCAGCCGCCGUUUGGACCCGCCAGUUCUGGACCACCUAUGACCAGACCCUUACCCUCUACCUACCAGACUUCUCAGAACCACAUUCCUCAGGUGUCGAGCCCGGCUCCCAUGCCGCGGCCCAUGGAGGCCAGGACGUCCCCCAGCAAGUCCCCUUAUAUGCACCCUGGCAUCAAGGUGCAGAAAGCCGGCCCUCCGGUGCCCGCGUCGCAUAUCGGCCAGGCCCCCGUGCAGCAACCCAUGAUCCGGAGAGAUGUGGCCUUCCCCCCCGGCUCUGUGGAGGCGACCCAACCCCACCUUAAACCCAGACGGAGGCUCACCAUGAAAGACAUCGGAACUCCUGAGGCCUGGAGGGUUAUGAUGUCCCUGAAGUCCGGUUUACUGGCUGAAAGCACCUGGGCCUUGGACACCAUUAAUAUCUUACUGUAUGACGACGGCAGCAUUACUACUUUUAAUCUCUGUCAGCUGCCUGGCUUCCUGGAGCUGAUAGUGGAGUACUUCAGGCGCUGCCUCAUAGAGAUCUUCGACAUCCUGAAAGAGUACGAGGUGGGAGACCCCGGUCAGCGCACCCUGAUAGACCCCAAUGCUGCAGAGGUCUCUGACGAUGAAAUCCCCCUGCCUGAGUGUGAGGACAUGGACACAGAUGAGGAGGAGGAUGAAGACGAGGAGAACGAGGAGAAAAGGCCCAACCAUGAGACCUCCUCACUGGUGAAGGUUAAAGAGGAGGAGGAAGAAAACUCCCCGAAAGACAAAUCCUCUGACGACGAGGAAGAGAAGAAGGAGUCUUCUACCAAGGAAGCCGGUAGCUCUACCUCAGGGUCUUCUCAGGACCCCAACAUUCACUCGGAAAAGCCCAAGCAGGCGAGCAAGUUUGAUAAACUCCCCAUCAAGGUGGUGCGUAAGAAGAACCCCUUCCAGUUAAACCACUCAUCCAAGCUGGGGCAGCGGCAGAGUUUUGACAGCGGCCUGAUACACUGGAGCAUUGGCGGUGGCGACACUACUGAACACAUCCAGACCCACUUCGAGAGUCAGACGGACCUUCUGAAGCUGCGGAAACGCUCGCCGCCUGCCGCCGAAGGCCGUAAGAAGGCCAAGCUGCCGGGCCCGACGAUGGAGAACUCUGAGAAAUCCAAGUCCUGUUCGGAAGACAAGGUCCACCAGCAGCCGGCCCAGUCCUCUGAUCCCGACAACGCCUCGUCGGAGAAGACCCCUUCCUCCCUGCCCAUAGGGGCUCCCGUCACCGCCACCAUCGAUGACGUACUGUCAGCCCGACCGGGGUCGGUCACUAUGGAGGUGGUCCGAGGAGGCGUGGACGAGCAGAAAGAGAACGGCAAGUACCUGUUCAGCAUCAACCCGGACCCUCAGAAUCGGCGCAACGUCAAAAUACUAGAAGACGAGCCUCACAGCAAGGACGAAACCCCCCUCAGCACUCUGUCGGACUGGCAGGACUCGUUGGCGCGACGCUGCAUCUGCGUUUCCAACAUCAUCAGGAGCCUCUCUUUCGUUCCCGGUAACGACCUAGAAAUGUCCAAACACCCGGGCCUCCUGCUGCUGCUGGGCCGCCUGGUGCUGCUCCACCACAGGCACCCCGAGCGCAAACAGGCGCCGGUCACCUACGAGAAGGAGGAGGAGGAAGACGAGGGCGUGAGCUGCGACAGAGACGAGUGGUGGUGGGACUGCCUGGAGGUGCUGAGGGAGAACUGCUUGGUCACUCUGGCCAACAUCUCCGGCCAGCUGGACCUUUCCAUCUACCCAGAGAGUAUAUGCCUGCCGCUGCUGGACGGCCUGCUGCACUGGGCCGUGUGCCCCUCGGCGGAAGCCUUGGACCCCUUCCCCACCCUGGGGCCACACAGCUCCCUCUCCCCCCAGAGACUGGUCCUCGAGACCCUCAGUAAGCUCAGCAUCCAGGACAACAACGUGGACCUCAUCCUGGCGACGCCGCCGUUCAGCCGCUUGGAGAAGCUCUACGGCUCGCUCGUGCGCCUGGUCGGCGAACGCAAAGUGGCCGUCUGCCGGGAAAUGGCGGUGGUUUUGCUAGCCAAUUUAGCUCAGGGCGACAGCCUAGCAGCGCGGGCCAUCGCUGUGCAGAAAGGCAGCGUGGGAAACCUGCUGGGCUUCUUGGAGGACAGCCUAGCAGCCACGCAGUACCAACAGAGCCAAAGCUCCCUGCUUCAGAUGCAGGGCGGCCCCCAUUUUGAGCCUACCAGCGUGGACAUGAUGCGGCGGGCGGCCCGGGCGCUGCACGCCCUGGCUAAGGUGGAAGAAAACCACUCAGAGUUCACUUUGUACGAGUCGCGCCUACUAGACAUCUCCGUGUCGCCGCUCAUGAACCCUCUGGUGUCGCAGGUCAUCUGUGACGUUCUGUUUUUGAUUGGCCAGUCAUGACAGCCGCCAGCGGCGUUCCGCUCUGCCUCUUUCCGUUCCCUCCCAAUCUCCUUUUUUCGUAUGUGUGCGGAUGUAUGCGUGGUAUGAGUGAAACGAGUACGAACCGACUGUCCUUUGUUUUUAAUUUAUGCAAAAAUCACCUCGGACUCUGUCUUUUUACCCCCCCUGCUUCUCACUAAAGGAAGGAAUAUCAUGAAGUAGCUGUGGAUUUAAAGCGUCUCAAGCGGAGCGAUUAGCGGCAGGAAGGAGCAGAUCAGGACCCAGGCAUAGGACAGAAUGCACUGCCCUGCAGACUGGACUCUUUGGGUUUUUUUAAGGAAAACAAAAACUCCAUUUAAAAAAGAAAAAAAGGUAUAAAA
Molecule: messenger RNA, 7178 nt
Organism: Cyprinodon variegatus (sheepshead minnow)
Lineage: Eukaryota; Metazoa; Chordata; Actinopteri; Cyprinodontiformes; Cyprinodontidae
Gene: arid1ab
Product: AT-rich interactive domain-containing protein 1A-like
Exons: 20
Coding region: 1-6819 (2272 amino acids)
Biological process (GO): positive regulation of DNA-templated transcription; chromatin remodeling; regulation of transcription by RNA polymerase II
Cellular component (GO): nucleoplasm; brahma complex; nBAF complex
Molecular function (GO): DNA binding; nucleosome binding
Source: RefSeq, a predicted model, not a curated record